AGAGGUUAUCUAGAAGCCUUCGUAUAAAGACGAAUAUUUGUAAAGAAAGGAAUAUUAAUCUUGAAUGAGAAUGACUAUUAAUUCACAGGUAUGGAUAUCAUUAGCGACGGCAGUCUUUCCUUCUUCUCCCUUACACUACCCGACCCCGGCAACACUCCACCACCACUUGCCGUCGUACACUCUCCAACCCCUCUACGACCUCCAUGAGUACCACGAGCCGCCGGUGCCCCUCUGCGCCAAGAACAACACCAAAUCCUGGUGCCUCGAGGAUCCGGAGUAUCCUGCAUACGAAAUCAAACAGGCCAUCCAGCACUACCACUUCUACUUCACCAGUCUCUAUGCCGACGUCGGGGACCUCGACACCGCUCUUUCGGUCAGGAAGCCUCCUGGCACUCUCGAAGACGAGACCUAUUUGUGUCCUUCGAAGACGUCCUACGUGCGCCCGCUGAGGGCCCAGAACAACUUCGGCAAAUGGCGGGUGAUUGUUAACAAUAUAAAAGCCAAUUACCAGACCUACACCCAGACGACCCGUCUGGAGGAAUGCCUGACGGCUGGAGAGCCGUGUCCCUUCGUGCCGCUGUGUCAUGAGUCACGGUGUCUCCAGAAGACUAUCUAUCACCGGUUCCUCGUCUACGACCCCUACGACCAGCACUUCCCCUUCGCCAUCGAGACAUUCAGGCUGCCCUCGAGUUGUGCUUGUCUUCUUGGGGAGUACAUCAUCCCUUCCCGAAUUAUAUAAAGCUGAAAGUUGACUUUCUUUUUCACCAAACUUUCAUUUUAUAGUGAUCAUUUCAGCUUUGGCGUAUUCUAAUUAUAGCAAAUGAUAAACAACAACCAUAUCUUAGAACUAGAGAAAGCAGAGUACCCCAAACCGAAUAGCUAUAAAAGUAGAGUAUAAAAAGACAAUCCAAAUCUCAGUUUCAUUUAUAAACAUACAUUCUAGUUUCAAAACUCACUGAAACCUAACUUACAUCAACUAUGACACGAAGUCCUGCAACAACUUUGAUUUCCCAACGCCAAUUAGCCUCCUUUCUAGCACACUUCAACUUCGGCGAAACUUCGUGUGUUUGUGAGUGUGGUGCGUCCAUUGCUCCAAGCCUGGUGAUUGAAUGUGCUUUGUGACCACCAAAAAUUUAGGUACGUAAAGGGAAGCAGUUCUCUAGUCACUCCACCCGUAGGUGGACUCGAAUAAAUAUAUACUGGGUUUAUGAACAGCGUGUAAGCAUGAAGAUGUCAUUAGGAUUUAAGCGUAUUUAUAAUAAAAUGUCAUUAAUGGUAGUACUUCAUUUCCAUUCUUUAGAAUCAGGGAUUCAGUUUUUGUAUGAUAUAAUUAACAUGGC
This is a messenger RNA of Macrobrachium nipponense, 1340 nucleotides long. RefSeq names its product neurotrophin 1-like. The record is from RefSeq and is a predicted model, not a curated record. Gene Ontology annotation, biological process: innate immune response; central nervous system formation. The transcript has a single exon. Gene Ontology annotation, molecular function: Toll binding; growth factor activity. Bases 65 to 739 code for a protein of 224 amino acids. NCBI's taxonomy places the organism in Eukaryota, Metazoa, Arthropoda, Malacostraca, Decapoda, Palaemonidae. Gene Ontology annotation, cellular component: extracellular region.